CUUUCAAAAUUGCUCAUUUGGUGCAUCCAAGCUGUGGUGUUUAUACUCUUCCAAACUUUCUACUGGGAAUGCCACUCUCUUCACACUGGAAUUUGUCAAAUUAAAAUCUUCCUUUCUUUCGUUCAAUGUCACGGGGACUUACACAAGAAAUCUUGUCAUUAUGAACCAUUAGUGUUUACUGUCCCUGCUUUCAAUAGUUUCAUUCUUCCUCAAGUGUCUCCAUAA
Messenger RNA from Heterobilharzia americana, 225 nucleotides. The record is from the annotation of a GenBank genome assembly. Lineage: Eukaryota; Metazoa; Platyhelminthes; Trematoda; Strigeidida; Schistosomatidae.